This is a messenger RNA of Nicotiana tabacum (common tobacco), 1452 nucleotides long. Lineage: Eukaryota; Viridiplantae; Streptophyta; Magnoliopsida; Solanales; Solanaceae. The record is from RefSeq and is a predicted model, not a curated record.
UGGUGAGCCGUUUCCUGUUACUCAUUGGUCAUCAUACACUAAUGUGGACAUUGUAUCUGUUUUAUAAUCAAAGUUGACUGAUGUCCAGCUUCGGAUGUUUAGGGAAAGCUGUUUUGGCUAUUUCCUUGAUUUACCUCGAGUUGUUAUCCAGGCACAACUUAUUCGUUCUUUAAUGUUUAGGGAGUUGGUUCAAGAUAAGUGUGAUCAAUUUUAUGUGAAAUUGAAUGGCGAAUGUGUUUUACGUUUUGGUUUUCGAGAAUUUGGUAUUGUAAGUGGUUUAAACUGUUGUGGUAAUGAAUAUGUUGAGGGUAAAUUCAGUGGACCCAAUAAGUUGGUGGAUACUUAUUUUUCUGGUUUUGAAGCGGUGUCAAAGAAGUCACUUAUUGAUUGUUUUGAGAAGAAGAAAUGACAGUCUGAUGAAGACGCAGUUAAGAUUGCAAUCAUUUAUUUCAUAAACACAUUCUAAUGUCCACUCAGGCUUAGAAGACAUUUAUAAGUAGACGUGAUUUUCACCUUGUCGAGAGUGGUGAGUAUGUGUCGUUUCCAUGGGGUAAGAUUGCGUUUCGGGCUUUAAUGAAGUCGGUGAGGGACAGGUUGAGGGGAAAGUCUGAGUUUUAUAGGAUUGGUGGAUUUCCUCUUGCACUACAGGUGUGGUUCUAUGAAUGUUGCACUGUAGUUGAUGAAAAGUUUGUUGUUCGCGUUGGAGAUCAUACACCACGCAUCAUGAAUUGGGAAGCCAACGCGUGAGGACUUCUCUAAUGGUUUCUUCAACAUCACAGGGAAUAAGUUUAAAAAUAUCUCUCCGACAAUUGAAGAGCUAUGAAGAUUUACUUUGCCUGUUGAAGUUACCGAUGAGUAUCAGAAAUAUUUGACAUCACAUAACAGGGGAAAACUUCCUAUUGAUGAUAGCGAUGAUAUUGUCACGCCACCCCCGAAACACAUUAAGGAGCAUGCCCCCACCAAAAAAGGUGCCAAAAAAUGUGCCAGAUGUCUAACCUGUUGAUUAUGACCGUGAGUUGCAGAAGUUGAAAGUUGAUGUGAAGCAAAUAUCUCCAUAAGCAGUUAAAUUCCUUCAUGGAUUAUGUUUCUGAUAAAUUCAAGGAGCUCUUUGAGUUGAUAAAUUCCAAGCUUGGUGCAAGCAAAGUCAAAUAUGGUGCACAUCCAGAGGAAGACACCAGUGGUCGUCAAGACAAUAAUGAUUUUGUGAGCAAUAUGGAGUUUGGUGGCAAUGAAGAUGUUGAAAUGGAUGGUUGUCAGGUCGGUGGAAGUGAAGGCAAAGAUGUUCCACAUUCUCAAAGAGAUACUAGUAUAAUAGAUUAGUUAGAUGUCAAUGCUAUAGAAGGACCUUAUGGUGUGAAAGUUGACAUGUUUGUUGCUAAAGUAACUUUCUGUCACGACCCUAAACCCGGACCCGGUCGUGAUGGCGCCUCUCGUGAAGACAAGGCCAGCCAA